UCAAGCAUUGUAUUCUACUCAUAAUUUGCAGAGUUUCGCACAUGGUGUGCGCCAUCUCACACACUUCCAACACUGUACAUCACAUUUUUCUAUAGUUUAUAUAUAAUCGUCAAAAACAAUGGCUGACCCCUCUCACUGUUUCGUUACCCAAACAUGCCCGGUUUGAGGGUUGACCUUAAUCUCUCUCGCUAUUUCCGAUUUCUACAUAGAUAUUAAGAUCCCUCUAAGCCUUCAAAUUCAUCCUUUCAACCAACCCAAACUCCAUAAUCAGAGUCAAAAUUGCUCAAGUUGAUCACUUCAAAGAAAAGAUUACAUUAUGAAUACAGGAUUAAAGAAACCUGCUCUAGAUGGCUGUGAAAAUUCUUCAUCUCCGGAACUACAGCAGGGAAAGAUUAAUGAGGUAAGACGGUUAAUCGGGCCACUGUCUGGUAAAUUGGCCCUUUACUGUUCUGAUGCAUCAAUCGCGAGAUACUUGAGAGCACGAAACUGGAAUGUCAAGAAGGCUGUUAAAAUGCUUAAAGCAUCUCUUAAGUGGAGACUUGAGUACAAGCCAGAAGAGAUUAGAUGGGAUGAUGUUUCCAUGGAAGCCGAAACAGGAAAGAUUUAUAGAUCGAAUUACAAAGAUAAGUAUGGGAGGCCAGUUCUCGUUAUGAGACCUAGGUGCCAGAACUCAAAAUCAAUAAAAGGGCAAAUUAAGUAUUUGGUUUACUGCAUGGAGAAUGCAAUUUUGAAUCUUCCUGAGGACCAAGAGCAGAUGGUCUGGUUGAUUGAUUUCCAUGGCUUUAGUAUGUCGAAUAUAUCAAUCAAGGUAACGCGGGAAACAGCUCAUGUCCUGCAAGACCAUUACCCUGAGAGGCUAGGUCUUGCAAUUCUUUAUGAUGCACCGAAGAUAUUUGAACCAUUUUGGACGGUCGCAAAGCCCUUCUUGGAGCCUAAAACGGCCAACAAAGUCAAAUUUGUAUACUCAGACGACCCUAACAUAAACAAGAUCAUGGAUAACUUGUUCGACAUGGAACUUGUGGAGUCUGCCUUUGGUGGAAAAGAUGAUGCAGAUUUUGACAUCACAAAGUAUGCUGAGAGGAUGAGAGAAGACGACAAGAAAAUCCCAUUAUUCUGGAGAGAAGAUGGUUCUCUGGCUGCAGCUGUACUGCCUGUUGUGACAGCUUCCCCCAGCUUAGAAACUACAAACUCAGAGACGGAGUCAGAUGAAUCCGAUGUAAAAGCAGAAAAGUUGUCAUCUCCUGGGGAAGAAGAUGAUGCCAGGUUGAAUGACGAAUCUCCGCAUGUGAAACACACAUGAGUGGAGGUCACGGACAUCGUCUGACAAUUUACAGUCGACUGACUUUGAAAUGUUCCUUUGACUUGAAAGUUUAGCCAUAUCUUUGCAAUCCACUGGACUGGAGCUGUGAACACCAGUUCUAUUCCUGGGAAAGAAUGUCAGCAAAUAUUUUUUCAUUUGCUGCUGGACUUUCUCUCUUGUGUAAGCCAGUGGCACUUGCUGCUUGGACUGAUAUGUAUGUGUUUAAUAUUGGCUGGAGCAUAAGAUAUGAUUCAGUUUGUACUCCAGGAACCAUUUGUGAAGAGUUAAUAAUGGAUGGUUUAUUCUGCUGA
Molecule: messenger RNA, 1611 nt
Organism: Sesamum indicum (sesame)
Lineage: Eukaryota; Viridiplantae; Streptophyta; Magnoliopsida; Lamiales; Pedaliaceae
Molecular function (GO): phosphatidylinositol transfer activity
Source: RefSeq, a predicted model, not a curated record